AUGGUUUCGACUUUGAACACUUUGAAUUUAGAAGAAAAAUAUAACAGAGUUCGAAGAAACUUCUGUUUUUACUUGGAUAUUCAAGAUCAUGGUCUUGCUCGUUCUUUGUCAAGAAGGCUUCAAGAUAUGGGACUGCAACAAGAAGUAUUUCUAACUUCGCGCGUGACGCACGUGGUGCGCGAGCACGUCGGCGUCGGCGCCGAGGCGAGCGGGACCGCGCGUGCGCCGGCGCGAUGUAGCGGCCGCGCCCGCGCCGAUGCCAUGCUCGAGCGCCUUAGGGAGCCGCACCCCAACCCGCAUGUAGUGCACCUUACUGUGCAAAAGGCUAUAAGUCUAUUGGAUAAACUGUAUGACACAUUCUUCACGGCGCCGCGUAAAGCGCAUAUCAAAUACUUCAGUAAACAUUAUAUCAAGAUUGAAUUCUUGGACAAACCCUGCAGACCAGUGUUCAAAGAAUUCGAUGAGUGGCCCGCCAUUUCGCUAGAGCCUGAUCCACCCAAAGAAAAGAAAGAGAAAAAAGAAACCAAUCCUACGCCAGUUAAUCAAACUAACGACAUUAAUCAAAACCUUCAAGCCAAUCAGAAAAUGACAAGGAAAAGUCGUCCGCGCAUCAAAGAACGGGAGGACAAGGAACCAAAAGGAGGGUACUGUGAAAUGUGCAACGCGGACUACGUAGACGCUGCCUUACAUAGGAGAUCUCCACACCAUUUGGCAUUUGUUAGAGACCAUACUAACUUCCUAUCUCUCGACUCACUAAUCGGGUCGGGCGCCGAUGUGACUACAUUCCUAGACAAAGCUACACCGAUCAACGGCGAGCGGCGAUCGCUACGAAAGAUGUGUAAUGGUGAAGUCGAGCAGCCAAAGAGUAAACGCUCUAAGCGGUCUCAGUCGCCCGAUUCCACCAUCAACGGCAACCAAAGCCCUAAACGAAAUGGAGGUCUAGAGGACGAGAAGAAACAUAACACAAGGUGCAGUAAACGAAGUAGCGAGAUCGAAGAUCGACAGUAUUAUAAAGUAGUUGGUGUCAGUACAAAAUUGCGAUCCAGUGGCGGAUUUCAAACAAAACGCAAGGAGUCGCCACCCCCUUGCAAUGGAGCUAAACCUCUGGUUGUAAAGUUCAGGAAAGUGAGACGUUCGGAACUGUCUGUACUUAGCGACGAGGCGGAACAAUUCAUGUUUCCAAAACGCGCCAGCUCGACGAGCUCCACGUCUUCAGAUGAAGACGACAAAGAGGAAGUUUUGAGUCCAAGGCGGAAGACUCCUCAACCGCCGCCGCAGUCCAUAGAGAGACGGCGGCUGGCGAGGCCGCUCGCGCUCAAGGAGGAAUCCUCGGAAGAAGAUGGAUGGCCGGAGGAUACUAGGCGGCGGAAACGGAAAGCGCCUCCCAUUAAACGUGGGAGAAGAAUCCCUUUGAAACCACUUGAUCCUGAGGCUGAACCCCUACCCGAACCAUCUGUACCAGUGGAGCCGGAAACUCCUCAGCAAGAAGUGGAAGUGAACCCGUUAAGAGAGGAGCCAGUAGAGAAAUGCAUGAAAUGGGAAGAUGGAAAGCUAAAGUAUACGCCAGCAGUGGAACAGCUUGAGUUCGCAUUCGAGUCAGUGCCUCACAGCGAGCCCUGGUAUGAGACAUUCAAACGACAGGACCAGGACAAAGUCCUUACUAGGAAUGUGCCACAGUAUUUUGCACUGUACACUAAAUCACCAAAGUUACCGUAUGAAAUCGGUCAGUUACCGCCAUUGAAGCCAAAUUGUUGUCCUCUCAGUGACCUAGUCAAACGAGACGACAAGGCCGGACCAUCGCGGUCGUACGGCACCCGCGGCAUGAAGAAACAAAAGAUUCGCAAACGAACAGCGGCGCUCAUAGCGCUGGAAGGACAUCCUAGGAAAUCGCCUAGAGAACAUGCGUCUACCCUAGCUAUACUCGGUUCAGCAGGAUUGUUGCAUCGACGGAAAAAUAUCGAUGACGCGAAAUCAACAGCGUCAGAAGACACUAUCAGUGAUACUCAUAGCAACGUCAAAGUGGAACCUGUACUUUCGGAAACUCAGGAAGCGUCAGAACGCCUGCAGCAGUUCCUGUCAGAAGUGUUUGAAGAUGCGGCCGAGUUCGAAGUCUCUGAAGAGGCGAUGGAAGGCGAAGCUGCGGUGACGACCUCGACGAAUGCGCCGGACGUGUCGAGUUUAGUCUCCGAGUGCGAAGGCUGUGAACUUAUACGGAAUGAGAUAAAAGAAGGUUUCGCCAGCGAGCAAGGGCGUCCACGAGGACGUCGGGGCAAAUUCAAGAAGAAGAACCGAACCGGUUGGCCAAAUAAGAAGAAAUCUAAAAAAGGCUCGCGGACCAGCAGCCUAGAAUCUGAACAGAAAGCAGACAGUAGCAUAGACCGGUCGUCCGUCGAGCCGCACGACGAGACUACGCAGGAUAUGAUUAGCGAGGAAGACACCAACUUAUCAGAGACUGAAAAUGAUAAAACUGCCACAGACGACGGCCAGGACUUGUCGCAGGACAAAGUUUUAACCGAGGAGAAGAUUUCGGAGGAUGAAAGCGAGGAGGAAGUUAAAGAGAAGAAAGCAGUGAAACGGAAGUUGCCCCCGGCUAAGAGAAGCUCGCACUCCUCGGCCUCAGAGACUGAUGAAAAAGAGGAAAAAAAGAAGAAGAAGCGUGCACUGGCAGGUUUACUGCUGCAGCCGGUAGUGAGGGUGGCGCGGGUGGACCCCAGUGCCGCGCGUCGUCUACGCUCUGCUGGUAAGCAGCGCGCCAGUCGGUACAGAUAGCGCGCGAACAAUAGGAGCCGCAAGCGGCCCUAACCUGUGUCACAGCACGGACUAUAGCCUAAUUACGUAAUAUCCAGUGGACAAAUCCAGACCUUACCAAGUAAAAAUUUAAUUAUAUCCGUCAUUUUUAUCGCACUGUUAGCAGAUCACCGAGUACUAUUUUAAAUCAGUGUUGUCAUUAGACGAUAUUUACAUUUUACAGAAUCUUCACUUCAACCUUUAUGUAUACAAAUUUCCAUGUAUAAAUAUAGACGUAAAUUGCAAGUUUUGGCUCUAAAAUUUGCUACAAAACUUGAGAGAUCGCAAUAUUAUAAUCUUAUUGGACAAACAUUUUAAGGCUGCCAAGAGAUUGACUGCAUGUUUACAGUUAAUGCGUGAAGUCGUAAUUAACUUCGUGCUUCCGAGACCUCAACUACAUGAAGUUGAUACAUCAUCGUCUGUUAGCAGAUUUAGAACCAAAUUAUUGCACUACAGACUUCAAAACAUAUUCAUAACGUACCACUAAAAAUAGUUAAAAUGACAUUAUGUCUAAUGUUUUACAAAACAAACUUGUUCCUGUACAAAUAAAAUACAUGAACAAUAUCAGUAGUUGUGAUCUCUAUCUAUAGUUGACAAUGAAUUGUUGCUUUGAACAACAAAGUCCUGGAUUUGUAACUAUAAAUUAUUUGUAAAUAUUUCAGAAUAAAUGUCAAUUCCAGAUUCAAAUUUUUACAACUUCAUUUGUAUCUGGAAAAUGAAUUUCUCUUAUUUUGUAAAUGCUGCAGAGAAGACAAGAGGUUGGACUUCAGAAAGCACUGCUAUUUGUUUUUCGUUGAUUGUAUAUUAUCUACCUGUUUCUUUUUUCUGUAGUUAAUUUAAUGGAGCAGUAUUUAAGUUUUGUUUUCGUGCAAGAGUAAUAUAUCACGAGUCUCGAACUUCGGAUGUAUGUUGUGUACAUAGUGGUGUAAUAUAUUUAAACGAUUUUUCUAGUAUGUGUGUGUACUGUACGGAAGGUAAG
Molecule: messenger RNA, 3766 nt
Organism: Hyposmocoma kahamanoa
Lineage: Eukaryota; Metazoa; Arthropoda; Insecta; Lepidoptera; Cosmopterigidae
Gene: chif
Product: protein chiffon
Exons: 7
Coding region: 1-2769 (922 amino acids)
Molecular function (GO): zinc ion binding; nucleic acid binding
Source: RefSeq, a predicted model, not a curated record